AUGGGGGACUGCAGCAUGCCCAUCAGCUCACUGGGCGAGGAGGUGGUGGCCCGGCUCUGCGAGCUCCUGGAUAACGCCAGUCGGGGCUGGCGCAAGCUGGCUGAGGUGGCUGGGAUGGAGAAACGCUUCAAGUGCAGUGCAGAGGAGCUGGAGAUGUGCUCACUGAAAGUGCUGGAGCCCCGUGGCAGCCCCACGCAGUGCCUCCUGCAGCUCUUGGCCGAGCGCGACUGCACCCUCAAGUACCUGCUGGGCUGCCUGGAGAGGAUGGGGCACAUGCAGGCCUGCCAGGUCCUCAGCAGCGCUGUCCAGGACACGAUCCGCAUCACGGUGCAGCCGGAGUCGCAGGUGGUGAUGGAGGGGAUGCGGGUGUCCCUGACCUGCUGGGCGACCGGCCCACCAGGGCUCGCAUACCAGUGGUUCUGUGGGAAGCGGGAGGUGCCUGGAGCCACCGCCCCGGAGCUGGUGAUUGAUGCUGCCGCCCCACCGGGCCAGCCCAAGUGGUACAUCUGCCGGGUGAACUGUGGGGCCGCCUUUGCCUUCUCCAGGUGGGCCCACAUCCAGGUGGAGAAGAGCAGCAGUCCUAGCUCAGGUGGGCCCCAAGAUCUCCAGCGGUUACUGCCCGACCAUGGUGGGGUUGCAGAUCCUGCGGCAGCCGCGGCCGUGCCGCCUGGCUGAGGGGGACACGCUGGCCUGGAGUGCAGAGCCAUUGGCAACCCCCCACCCCAGUACCCGUGGUUCAGGAACCGGCGCCCCGUGGAGGGCGCCCAGGCGUCCCAGCUGCAGGUGAAGCUGGUGACGACGGCCGAGCGGGGCAGCUACUCCUGCCGCGUGUUCAACCUCUUCCAUGAGGUGUGGAGCCAGGAAGUGGACGUGGAGAUUGGCCCACGGCUCUUCGCCUCUGGAGGCUCCUGGCAGGGGGGGGGCUCUCCAGAGCAGAGCAGCCCCAGCCAGCUGUACGCCACCGACAAAGUGGCCCUGCUGAUUGGCAACAUGCACUACCUGCACCACAAGCAGCUGAAGGCGCCCAUGGUAGACGUGCACGCCCUCAGUGCCCUCCUCCGCCAGCUUGACUUCAAGGUGGUCUCACUGCUGGACCUGCGCAAGGCCGAGAUGCAGAUGGCUGUGAAUGAGUUCCUCCUCCUCCUUGACAAGGGUGUCUAUGGUUUGCUCUACUACGCUGGGCAUGGCUAUGAAAACUUUGGCAACAGCUUCAUGGUGCCCAUCGAUGCGCCCAGCUCCUACACCUCGGCCCACUGCCUGUGUGUGCAGCGGGUGCUGCAGAGCAUGCAGCAGCGCCGCACUGGCCUCAACAUCUUCCUGCUCGACAUGUGUCGCAAGAGGAACCUCAAUGACGACACCAUCCCGCAGGUCGGUGCGCUGCAGGUCACGGCCAACAUUGUCUUCGGCUACGCCACGUGCGCAGAUGCUGAAGCCUACGAGCUGAGCCAGGGAGAGCUCUCCAAUGGCAUCUUCGUCACCUUCCUCAAGCGCUGGCUGCUGGAGGACGAGAAGAUCACGGUGCUGCUGGACAAAGUGGCCGAGGACAUGGGCACUCUGGAGAUCACACGGGGCCGGCAGGCACUGGAGCUUCGCAGCAACCUCUCAGAGAGACGAGCCCUGACGGACCCCAUCCGCCCUCCGGGCCGGGACGAGUCCUCCGCCAGGAACCUGCAGUGGGCCAAGGCUCACGUCCUGCCGGAGAGCCGGCACCUCCGCUUCGACUGUGGCGUCACUGUCCAGCUGGGCUUUGCUGCUGAGUUCUCCAACAUCAUGAUCAUCUACACCCGUGUGGUGGCCACGCCAGGGGACAUCACCAAGUGCGAGGCCAAGCUCACUGACAUCCCCGAGGAGCUGGAUGUAGACCUCAAGUGCACUAACAAGGAGAGCCCGGAGGAGGUGGGCAGCCCGCUGGCACCCGCCUGGAGCCUCGGCUGCCCCCCCCCACCGCAGAGCCACCACGGGGUCAGCCAUCUCUGGGUGCUGGUGACACUGGCUGUACCAUGA
Charadrius vociferus (killdeer) is the source of this 2004-nucleotide messenger RNA. Its product is annotated as mucosa-associated lymphoid tissue lymphoma translocation protein 1-like. Gene Ontology annotation, biological process: proteolysis. The record is from RefSeq and is a predicted model, not a curated record. Gene Ontology annotation, molecular function: cysteine-type endopeptidase activity. Lineage: Eukaryota; Metazoa; Chordata; Aves; Charadriiformes; Charadriidae.